AUGGCGAGUAAUCGGAUCAGCCCCCUUCGUCCUGCUGCCCGCUCUGGCCGGUCCGACCGGUCUCCAGUUCGAAACCCACCACCUUCCUACCAAGACAUUGACCCUUUAUUAAGCAAUUUAUCCCCCGAGUCCACCCUCCAGGCCCUUUCCUCGACAGAUGCUGUACCGAAAAACGAAAAGGCCGCCCACGAUAUCCUCUGCAAAAGCAUCUCUCAGGUCUCCCCCGCAGAGCGGGCGCUUGCAAUUCGAGCGGCUGUCGCGGCGCAGAAAUUAAGCUUGUGGUAUAAGGAGGUUCAGUCAUGGACCUGGCCAAAGCGGACGGAUGUUCACCUGGGAAAAGGCUUCAUCCCGCCUUCCAACAAUGUCGCCAGCGUGGAAUAUUAUGGCAGUCUUCCUGCGGACGUGGUCAUGCGAAAUGAGAAGCGGAUCGAGGAAAUUAGGGAUGGGAUGGAUAACUUGGAUGUGGAGGAGUUGAAAGAACACGUUCUGAAUGCCCACAUUCCUUCGCGGUCUCGGCCUUCGUCAUCCAACAGCACCAUGUCCGUGCCUCCUCCCCUCAGCUAUGUUCAGCUUAGCGAUUUCACCGCCGUCAUUACUGCCACUAUCCUACGAGCCCUUCCCUUCCUAUCUCGAUUGAACAGUCUUCUUUCUACCUGGGACGUCCGGUUACUUGUUCUUCGCCAAAUACCGGGUCUGUUAAGAGGCCUGCAGUUGACCAGAUCUGCAUUAGAUUCCUCCAUGAGCUCAUUGCGGGCUGCCGGUCCACCGAACAAAGACGAUGCUCUGUAUUCCAAAUCUCAUUUCCAUGCCAAACAUGUCGAACUUCAGACGAUGGUUGUUUCUGUCGGCAGGCGGAUGGACAAUAUUCUCGAUGCGUUGGAGGGCUGGGAGGACUCUUUACCCGAAAACUGGAUUGACGAUUUGGAAGCGAUUGAAUCUGACUUUGGCACAUGGGUGGUAGAAGCUGAACGCCGCGCAUUUCAAAACGAAUGGAUGCGCCAAAAAGCAUCGCCUCAGCCUGAGGAAACCAACCGACUACCCGACAUACCACGCCGCACAGAAGAGCCCGUUGUCAGCGCACCUGAUCCAGUCAGACAUCAAGGACGCUCACCAUUGAUGGAGACUAUCAAUGAAGAGUCCAAUGAAUCGAGUGCAGCCAUUGCUCCUACAGCAGAUCAUCCAACGCUCGAGUCCCAGGUUACGUCUACCCCCACUAAAGGCGACCAUGCGAUGGAAAACUCGCUCCACACGCCGUCGAAUGCGCGACCAGAGGAAGCACAUACUACACCAAAGGUGGCCGAAAUCCCGGGAAACACAACCACGACUGUAGCAGAUGCCGUGACUACUCUUAAUGAUAAGACUUCUUCACAGGAAGCCCUUGUGCCUGUAGUGGCAGAUGUCGAAGAACCUGCUUGUGCCUCUCAAGACAAGGAGUUGUCUUCCGCUGGUUUGCAAACAGAAACUGCAGCUCCAUCAUCUACAGAUGCUCAGUCAGAAAAACCACCAGUCCUGACUGACUCUGAGGCUAAAGGCAAACCUUGUCUGGACUUGCCUUCUACUCUGCGAAAUGAAGAUUCUGUCGCUGAAGAGCCAUCUGAGUCUGACAAGCCCUUCGGCAGUGUGUCGUCUGAGGAUGUCUCGCAGUCCUUGAUCGAAUCAAAUUUGCAGACAGGGACCCUAGUUGAUACAGCGCAAUCUCCCAGUGUGCCUGAUCCUGUCGACGAUCUACCUCGUUCUAAGGACAAUGCGCCUCCCCUGGUUAAGGUUGAACCCUCGGCUGAGGACGAGUCUGCAACUCUUGCAAGCAUAAUCGGUGAGGCUGCCACUACUGAAGUGCCUGCCUCCAUGGUGUCAGUCACCCGCGAGCCAUCGCAAUCUGCUAGAUCUCGCAGUGCGUCACCGGAACCUUCGAAGCCCUCGAUCCCAUCUACGAAUCAGCAACCAGCAACUCAAGAGCCCUCAAAGGAGGACGUGUCAAAUGGGUCUCCACCCUCGAAACAACCUUUGGAGAGUCCAAUUAAACUUUCCAAGGCUCGACCAGGCCGCCUAAGUUUGGACAAAGACAGCAAAAAGUCGAGACGUCGACGUCAGUCAAACGAUUCCGCAGAUUCUCUCUCUGACUAUACAUCACUCGUGUCUAGUCCCGAGAUGCGGGAGCCUAGGACUGCCUCAUCGAAUGGAACCCCUCUACUGUUCGACACACCGCCGCAUUUCCACGCCGAGUACCCUCAUUCCGGUCUUACCCCCUCCCACGGCGACCACACCCUGCGAGAAGACCGCUUACUUCGACUUGAUGAUCAGAAGCCCUCCCCGAACACAUUACUCAAGCAUAACCGGACAGUCAGCCUGCCCCUGCAGCGCUUUAUCAACGAAAGGCUUGACUUGAAUUAUGAAGGAGAGACGGGUCUUGGUCUGGAUAAUUCGACCACCGGCAGGAGAGCUUCUGUUGUGUCUGCCGAUCUGCAGUCCCAUAGCGAGCAACAUGGCACACCGCUGUCACAUAAAGGGAAAUCCUCCACGCCUACCAGUAGUAUCCGACGUCCCGCAGGCCAACGCGUUCAGCAUUCCCAUGAAGAAAGUCGCAAAUCGGCCCCCAGCCCUGGCUUGAAGCUUCCCAAAAUUCGAGAGCAGAACAAGAGUCGCCUGUCGCAGAAAUUGCCUCAGCAAGCCCUUCGUCAAGAACGGCCUGUCGCCCACGCAGCUACCACUCGCUUGAGGAAGCAGUUAGCGGCAAACUCGAGCGUUGAGAGUCUAGUAUCAUCUAAAUCUGGUUCACAUAAGAAGGAGGGGUCUUUGCGCGGUUCAAGUGCUGCGCCAACCCCAACUGGGUCUCGAUCAUCUACGCCAAACAAACAGCCAAGUAAACAGCCCAGAAAGCCGAAAGACCACCUUGAUGAGAAGAUUAGCUCUAUUCUUACAACGCUCCCGACUCGGAUUCAACUAGUGUCGUCCGCAAAUCGUGACAUUGAUGGGGCCUCCGUGGCUUCUGUUCCGCAGAAGACACACGAGAGAUUCCGUUCAGAAUCCCCUCAGGGAUCACCGUCACGCUGCGGCACACCAGCCCCAUCUAUGACUCUGACACCUGCUGUUUCUCGUCGGAGACAUUCCCAUGCGCCUGAGGAAAGCUCUGUGAAGCUUUACCAUUUACAUCGCGGUGGGAAGGCUCCCGCCACAAAGCUCUUUGUUCGAACUGUGGGAGAAAACGGGGAACGUGUUAUGGUUCGAGUUGGCGGCGGAUGGGCAGACUUGGGUGAAUAUCUCAGAGAAUAUGCCAUCCAUCAUGGGCGCCGCAGUGUGGCGGAAACUCCUCGCGUCGAGGUUCAGGGCCUCUCGCCCCGUGUUUCUCCGGGGUACUCACCCGGGAACAUGCUGGCACCAACUCCCAAUAAUGGAAGAACCACACCGUCUCGACCCCAAUCUGUUCUUGGUAACCGGCCUUCUUCGUCUCUUGCUGUCCGUAAGACAAGGCGUUCAUCAAACGUUUCGGACAUUACAGACUUUAGAGCUACGAGAGCGGCGAGUGCUGGUGAGAUGUUGAACAUAUCUUUUUCGUCAAUGUCCGCCUCCUCCCGACGACUUUCCAUGUCCUCUAACAAUUCCUUUGGUGGUACAUCACUUGCGAGCGAGGUCCAUAAUGGGUCAUCUGCGCAUUCCCCCGCCACAACCAUUGCUGCAGGUAGCGCUCGCUCAGCUCCCCUUGGCUUAGCAGGGCCGCGGUCAAGACAUGUGGCUAUUAGCCCCGAAAGUGAGGCUUGGGUCGAAGACGUUCUUGGCCAGGCACGGAGAAGUGCCUCUAUGAAGACAUCCAAAUUCCACAUUCCUCCCCCAGAGCGGGACACCGCUCCUCCCUUACCCAAAAUUUCAUCUUUGCCCAAAUCCAGAAGUGUCAGCGACAUGGGGUCGGCUGGCACCAGCAAGCGCGUUGCUUUGCGUGGACUGGGCAAUAGAAUCACCUAA
Molecule: messenger RNA, 3957 nt
Organism: Aspergillus wentii DTO 134E9
Lineage: Eukaryota; Fungi; Ascomycota; Eurotiomycetes; Eurotiales; Aspergillaceae
Product: GAS2 domain protein
Exons: 3
Coding region: 1-3957 (1318 amino acids)
Molecular function (GO): microtubule binding
Source: RefSeq, a predicted model, not a curated record